UUAACAGCCGCUUCUUUGUGAACUGUUGUAAACAUGGCGGCCGCGGUGUGCAGAGCUCUGUCCUUCACUCGAAACGCUAAGGCGCUGGUUCAACCUUUAAGGUUGGCUGCUGUACCCGUCCACCGAUACAGCUUAGAAGUUUCCAGCACCGGGGAGACUGUCACUCAUACUGGCCAGGUGUUUGAUGAAAACGAUCCCCGGAGAGCCAGAUUUACUGGUAAACAGAAAGAGGUGAAUAAGAAUUUCGCCAUUGAGCUUGUGUCAGAAGAGCCGCUGACGCACGUCGAGUCCAGAGUGAUAUCCUGUGAUGGAGGUGGAGGAGCACUGGGACACCCCAAAGUCUACAUUAACUUGGAUAAAGACACCAAAGUAGGGACGUGUGGCUACUGUGGGCUGCAGUUCAAGCAGAAGCAUCAUCACUGAAGCAUCAGUCCUGUACUCGCUUCUCUGUAUAAAAUAAAUUAUGUUAACUGG
This is a messenger RNA of Cyprinodon variegatus (sheepshead minnow), 474 nucleotides long. It is a transcript of the gene ndufs6, whose product is annotated as NADH:ubiquinone oxidoreductase subunit S6. The transcript has 4 exons. Gene Ontology annotation, biological process: mitochondrial electron transport, NADH to ubiquinone. The record is from RefSeq and is a predicted model, not a curated record. Bases 34 to 423 code for a protein of 129 amino acids. Lineage: Eukaryota; Metazoa; Chordata; Actinopteri; Cyprinodontiformes; Cyprinodontidae.